UAUUUAUUUUAAAGCUAUUGUAUUCCUCCGAUCUCAUUCUCAAGCCGCCUUCUUCCAAUCCGCUGCUUCGCCCUCUUUCCUCCCGUCCGCCGCCGAUCCGUCGGCUAUGGACUUCUCCUCGUUCUCUGUCAGUAAAGAGCAGGCGAUGAUCUACCGGGACUGGUUCUCGUUCGCCGAUUCAGAUGGAGACGGCCGGAUCACGGGUAACGAUGCCAUUAAGUUCUUCGCCAUGUCCAACUUGUCUCGCCCUGACCUUAAGCAGGUAUGGGCAAUUGCAGACGCUAAGCGCCAAGGUUAUUUGGGAUUUAAGGAGUUCAUUACAGCCAUGCAGCUUGUGUCUUUAGCACAAGCAGGAAGUGAAAUCACUCAAGAUGCACUUGCUCAUGCAGAUUUGGAAAAAUUGAAUCUUCCAAUGAUGGAAGGUUUGGAUGUUUUGCUCACUAGAAAUAAACAAUCACAAAAGAGAGUUGAUUCUGAGCUAGAUGUGAACUCCGAGCCACAAAGUCCUCCAGCAACAUUCCAAUGGUUCAGUUCGAAAUCAGCAAAGAAGAUACCAUUGAGCUCAGUUACUUCAAUUGUUGAUGGUUUGAAGAGAUUAUAUAUUCAAAAGCUGAAGCCUUUGGAAGUUACCUACAAAUUCAAUGAUUUUGCUUCACCCCUGUUGACAAAUAGUGAUUUUGAUGCUAAGCCUAUGGUUAUGCUCCUGGGUCAAUAUUCAACUGGAAAAACAACAUUUAUUAAACAUUUACUAAGAUCUAGCUAUCCAGGUGCUCAUAUUGGACCAGAGCCUACAACUGAUCGGUUUGUUGUUGUUAUGUCAGGAUCUGAUGAAAGAACUAUUCCUGGGAAUACUAUAGCGGUUCAUGCUGAUAUGCCUUUCAGUGGACUUACCACAUUUGGAACUGCUUUUUUGUCAAAGUUUGAGUGCUCACAAAUGCCAAAUUCGCUACUGGAACACAUCACAUUUGUUGACACCCCUGGCGUACUUUCCGGAGAAAAACAACGAACUCAACGUAGUUAUGACUUCACUGGCGUUACAUCAUGGUUUGCUGCAAAAUGUGAUCUUAUUCUCCUUCUAUUUGACCCCCAUAAGCUUGACAUCAGUGAUGAGUUCAAGCGUGUUAUUAGCUCGUUGCGUGGUCAUGAUGACAAGAUACGUGUGGUUCUCAAUAAAGCUGACCAGGUUGACACGCAGCAGCUUAUGAGAGUCUAUGGUGCAUUGAUGUGGUCACUUGGAAAGGUUCUGAAUACUCCUGAAGUAAUGCGCGUGUAUAUCGGUUCAUUCAAUGACAAACCGGUAAAUGAAGCAGCUGUUGGUCCACUUGGAAAGGAACUUUUUGAGAGAGAACAAGAUGACCUCCUGUCUGACUUGAAAGAUGUUCCUAAAAAGGCUUGUGAUCGCAGGAUCAAUGAAUUUGUAAAAAGGGCUAGAGCAGCUAAAAUUCAUUCCUAUAUCAUUAGCCACCUCAGAAAUGAGAUGCCGGCAAUGAUAGGUAAGGCAAAGGCUCAACAAAGACUAAUUGAUAACCUGGAAGAUGAGUUUAGAAAGGUUCAAAAGGAAUAUCAUCUUCCAGCUGGGGAUUUCCCCAAUUUGGAGUAUUUCAGAGAGAUUUUGAAUGGUUUUAGUAUCGAUAAGUUCGAGAAGCUGAAACCAAAAAUGAUACAAGCUGUUGACGAUAUGCUAGGGUACGAUAUUCCAGAACUACUAAAAAACUUCAGGAAUCCAUAUGAGAGAUGACUGCUCUUCCUGAGAGAUAUUUCUCCCCUGUACCAUAAAUCCUAGGAGGGUAGUAAGCAACAAGAAGAGCCUGAUGGGGCAUGAGUUAUUGAGUUCUACUCGAAAGCAAUGAUAUGAGAUGUUUGAAUUGCGAUGUAUUUAUUACCGCGCAAUGAACUAUGGAUGAUCACAGCUUAUUAUUCAACGUUUAUGUUCUGUUCGACAA
Molecule: messenger RNA, 1943 nt
Organism: Zingiber officinale
Lineage: Eukaryota; Viridiplantae; Streptophyta; Magnoliopsida; Zingiberales; Zingiberaceae
Product: EH domain-containing protein 1-like
Exons: 16
Coding region: 107-1738 (543 amino acids)
Biological process (GO): endocytosis; endosomal transport
Cellular component (GO): plasma membrane; intracellular membrane-bounded organelle; cytoplasm
Molecular function (GO): protein binding; GTP binding; calcium ion binding
Source: RefSeq, a predicted model, not a curated record